This is a messenger RNA of Grosmannia clavigera kw1407, 258 nucleotides long. RefSeq lists its product as uncharacterized. The transcript has 2 exons. The record is from RefSeq and is a predicted model, not a curated record. NCBI's taxonomy places the organism in Eukaryota, Fungi, Ascomycota, Sordariomycetes, Ophiostomatales, Ophiostomataceae. The coding region runs from base 1 to 258 and encodes 85 amino acids.
AUGCUGACGAUAAGCAGGCGGGCCCGAAGGCGGCUCUGUCAUUGGCUGCCGGCGGAUGGCGGCCCCGCCCCAUCGAACCACCUGGCGCCACUUGGUGCCGGCCUCCGCCUGGGUGUCGCCCUACGCAGGUCCCCCCCCAAUGACGUCGCUGCACAGAAGCGGAGCUGGCCUUACCCGGCGCACUACAAGUUCGUCGAGAUAGCUCUUGAGCAGUAUAUCGGCUCCACAGCCCAUCGGCUCGUAUUGCUGCUUUCGUGA